Molecule: messenger RNA, 677 nt
Organism: Drosophila willistoni
Lineage: Eukaryota; Metazoa; Arthropoda; Insecta; Diptera; Drosophilidae
Gene: Mkp
Product: dual specificity protein phosphatase 19
Exons: 1
Coding region: 1-651 (216 amino acids)
Biological process (GO): protein dephosphorylation; regulation of MAP kinase activity
Cellular component (GO): cytoplasm
Molecular function (GO): JUN kinase phosphatase activity
Source: RefSeq, a predicted model, not a curated record
AUGAUUUUGCUGUAUGAGCUGCAAAAACGGCUGGCCAACCUCAGGCCCACCACCACUGUAGUGACCACACCCACCGGAACGAGAUACAUAGAACGACGACAAUCAUUCGGCAACGGAGAGCAUCAUCAGGAAAAAGAACAAUUGGAGGCUCGUCAAUAUGGUUUUGUAGUAGAUACUAAACCGGAUACGAUGCCCGCUUGUAUUUUAAGUGACUUCCUUUACUUGGGCUCCCAGGAUGCGGUCAAUUUGGAGAAUGUAUUUAAAUAUAAAUUAACCCACAUCUUAAGUAUUGGCAUAGAAUCUCCCACCAUUGAAUUGCCUUCGAACUUGACGCUAAAAUCCAAAUACUUACCAUGCCUGGAUUUGCCAGAAACCGAUAUAAUCAAUUAUAUUAUGCCCGUGUCCAUUCAAUUUAUUGAGGAUGCUCGCCAAAGUGGAUGCGGGCGUGUUCUAGUUCAUUGCAACGCAGGUGUAUCUCGUUCAGCGUCUAUUGUGAUUGGUUAUUUGAUGAAACAACGGGAUAUGAGCUUCGAUGACGCCUACAAUCUAGUCAAGUCCUGGAGACCUUGCAUACAGCCCAAUGUGGGAUUCAUGCAGCAAUUAAAGAAAUAUAAUAAUAGAGAAAAAGUUGUUAGUAGCAAACACGUAUAAGCAAUAAAACAAUGUAUUAAAACAUA